AUGCAGGCUAUCCUGGCAACCCAGGACCAAGCCCAGGUUGAUAAGUUGGCACAGCUCGCCGAUGCCAUCGCAGAAGCAACGCCAAAGACCCGUGUUUCCGAGGUAUCUGUAAAUUUAGCACCUUUAGAAGCCAUGCUUCAGCAACUCGCCCUUGUAACAACCAGAAUUGCCGAAGUGUCAGUGACGUUGUCAGAAGUAGCAUCGGGCUCAAGAGAUCGUGGCCGGUCUCCGUCUCGCGGCCGUUUCCGCGAUCGCAGCAGAAGUCGAUCUCGUCGAAAUAAUGAAGACGGUGUUUCUUGGUAUCACGAAACUUUCGGAAGUGACGCUAAGAAGUACAAUCUACCGUGUGCAUUUAAAUCGGGAAACGAACCGGGCCGGCGCUGA
Molecule: messenger RNA, 384 nt
Organism: Belonocnema kinseyi
Lineage: Eukaryota; Metazoa; Arthropoda; Insecta; Hymenoptera; Cynipidae
Exons: 1
Coding region: 1-384 (127 amino acids)
Source: RefSeq, a predicted model, not a curated record